AUGUUUCCUGGUUCGAGUCCCGCUGGGGGCGUUGAUGAGAUCAGUCCAGUCGCAGAUCUUCCGAUCAGCCUUGACGAAACGCUGGACAAAGUGGCGGCCGAGCUCGACGAGCCCGCGGUCCUGUCGCUUCGUGUGCAGGCGCAUCCGCCAAUGGCCGAGGCCGUUUGGUACCGUCUGGUGGGCUCCGAGAGCUUGCUCUCGCGCAGAAACAGUCCGGCCAGCAACCGUGCCCUGUCGGGUCGUGGCGCCUCCGAGUCGGCAUCAGCCAGCGCCAAACCGGACUCGGUUGCCAGACAUUCACCAACACGCAACGGCGCCGGGCUCGAGUCCCCGCGCCACCGCAAGGACAGACUGCCCCGUGGGCUGGCCGCAUCCGUCGCCUCGGAGGUCACCAGUCUGCCACGUCAGCGCAUCGGGGAUCGGCACGACGUGGCCGCGCGUGUCGUGGCUCGUCAGGACGGCUUGACCUUCCAGCUCCACUUCGCCACGGUCCAGGUCGCCGAUUACGGCCUCUACGUCUGCCAGUUGCAGCAUGACCUCGGCACUCGCGACUUCCACUUCACCCUUGCGCCCGGAGGCAGUGAGUGCUUGACCGACAUGACAUGGCUUUUGGUAGCUAGCCCUCUGUUUUAUUCACACCCUUCACACCCUCUCGUCCAGGGCUCGAGCAUCGCUGGGCCUAUCGAGUCUGGCGUUGCCAACAACCCUUUAAAAGGUUUUGACGAGUUACGUCUACGCGGUAAUCAGGCCGAUGAAGAAACCAGUCAAAACUGGUACAAAUCUGAAGUAAAAGUCCUUCUUCAUGCCUAG
This is a messenger RNA of Protopolystoma xenopodis, 810 nucleotides long. The record is from the annotation of a GenBank genome assembly. Lineage: Eukaryota; Metazoa; Platyhelminthes; Monogenea; Polystomatidea; Polystomatidae.